AUGCCUCCAGUUAUACUUCUGAUAGUAUUAGUACUUGGGUGCUAUUCAAGAACAUCCUCAGCCAGUACUUGUCAGUACUCCCCAGUAGAUGACGAUGAAAUUAAACAGCUAAUUCCUUAUUUUGAUAAAACAUCUAGUACAAAAAUUCUCGAAUACACCAUUGGUAUACAAAACAAUGAUUCUUUACUUAUUGAUGGGAGGUGGUUUAGAACACAAGGAGACGGAAGUUACAUCUUACUUCUAGCCUUUAACUUCUACUACGGUCUAUAUAAUUGGAUAAUCACUUCAGUCGCCUCAAUAGAGACAAAGAAAAUAAAUAUCUCUGUUGACUCAGUGGAUUGCUACCUGAACAAAACAGACGAUGAAAUCAAAAUUGAAGUUUAUAAAUACCUACUAAACGAUUUUGGCAUAGAUGGAGAGUUACAGAUACCAACUUUUACAAAGUGCAAUGAUGUGCAGAUAUGCCGGACAGAAUCAGGAUCGGAAAGUAGUAUAUGGCCUCCAUUUAAAUGUUGUGGGUAUGAUUUAAACAAACAAUUUUCUUGCUUCGACGAACACCAAGAUACUACAGUCAAAGCUUUGCAUAUGUUACUUAAAGUUAUUGCUGUAUUUAUUGAUGUAAUACUUCUAUAUUAUUACUCAUUCAAAAAAAGUACCUUCAAAUUUUAUUACACUCCACCGGGGAAUAUUCAAAGUGUAAACAAAAAGCGAAUAUUGCUAGCUGAUAGUUCAGAUUUGAUCUCGGCUGGAGGUCCAGUUCAAAAUGCUACACAUUUCUUGUUCUUCAAAUAUACAGUACAUAAGUUAUGCAUGCUGCCUAAGUGCUGUCAAUGUGUACCAUCUUGGGUACGCAAAAUACACUCUAGAGAACGGAUACUACAAUUUAUCUCUUUACUGAUGUUAUUGCCUUACGUUUGCGACAACACAAAAAAUUAUCUUUCGUAUAUUUUAGGAGUUGGUUCAGCUAGUUUACUUUGUGGUUUAUUCUUGCAUGACAUAUGUGGAAAAAGUUGUGAAUAUUUAGUGAGACGUCGUUGUAAUAAAAAAUUUGCUGAAUGGGUAGCCAAGGGAACAAAGGGUUUAUAUAUUUGUUUUUGGUUGUUUUUGAUUUACUUUAGUGUAAGCUACAUUGUACAUUUUGUGGUAAUGCUUUUAAUUUGUUCUAUUGCGUAUAAUGAUCUUGCUGAAAAAUAUCUUACUGCUAUUGUAUUUUUAAUUAUUUACGCAAAUAAAGUAUUUGAAGAGUUGAAAAGAAAUUAUGCUGAUUUCCUGAAUGAAAUUGUGAAGCGAAUAGACGAAGCAAUAAAUAAAGGACUUUUUAAAAUAAAUAACAAGACCUUGAGAAAAGCAAACAUCUACACUGAUUUUGUAACUGAUAUUCUGCAGUUAAUUGAUAAAGCAAUUAACGGAAAAAUGUCGGAAAUUAUCAAUUUGAGAAUAGCUAAGACAGCAAAACAAAAAACAUACAAAGAUUUUGAGAAGAAUAUUAAGAAGGUGUUUGACGAAGCCAAUGAAGAGAUAACAAUGUCACCACAGGCUUCAAAUUACACGUGCUUAGCAAAACAAAAAACAUACAAAGAAUUUGGAAAGAAUAUAGAUAGGAUGUUUGACGAAACCAAUGAAGAGAGAACAAUGUCACCACAGGUUUCAAAUUUCACGUGCUGUGCAAAUGUUGGAUAA
Molecule: messenger RNA, 1680 nt
Organism: Physella acuta
Lineage: Eukaryota; Metazoa; Mollusca; Gastropoda; Physidae
Source: RefSeq, a predicted model, not a curated record